Messenger RNA from Stomoxys calcitrans (stable fly), 5521 nucleotides. RefSeq names its product cyclin-dependent kinase 12 (gene Cdk12). Gene Ontology annotation, molecular function: ATP binding; RNA polymerase II CTD heptapeptide repeat kinase activity; cyclin-dependent protein serine/threonine kinase activity. The coding region runs from base 222 to 4013 and encodes 1263 amino acids. NCBI's taxonomy places the organism in Eukaryota, Metazoa, Arthropoda, Insecta, Diptera, Muscidae. Gene Ontology annotation, cellular component: cyclin/CDK positive transcription elongation factor complex; nucleus. The transcript is spliced from 6 exons. The record is from RefSeq and is a predicted model, not a curated record. Gene Ontology annotation, biological process: transcription elongation by RNA polymerase II; positive regulation of transcription elongation by RNA polymerase II; protein phosphorylation.
AAUUCGUAACAUCGGAACACACGAAAAAUAUUAAAUUCAUUUAAUCGUCGGAUUACUGGCACUGUAAGAAAAAACAAUUUAGCAAUUUUUAGUGUAAAUUUCGUUGGAAAGGUUGUCGAGAAUCUCCCUGGUGAAGAUUUCACAACAUCACUUGUUAAAAAUUUUUGAGAAAGUGCGAAAGUGAUUUAUUCUAAACAUUUUAAAAAGUGAAGCAAUACGCAAUGAGUUCUGAAAAUGAAAUUGAUGGCGACAGUGACUCCCAUCAGAAAAAGCACAAAAAAGUAAAAAAGAGAAAAAUGCGAAGGACACAUGAAAAACUCAAUACGGAAAGUAAAAGCAACAGCUUACGCCGCAAUUCGACGUCCAGUUGCCACACUGCUGGCGAAGAAGGGAAAUCUAGCCAAAAGGCAAAUAAGGGUGCAUCGAACAUAGUAGAAUACUCAGAUGUCAGUUCGACCGAUUUCUCUGAUCCAGAGGCAGGUGAAAUUGAUUCGGACAAAUCACUGAUCAUGUGUGAAGGAUCUGGUGGUGGUGCCAUUGGUAAAAAACGGCAAAAUGAGAGCACUGGAAAAGUAACUAGGUUACCUUCGCAAAGGCCAGAUUUACGAUCAGAUGUUAACAUAAGCAGCGAUGAAGAAAGCUACAGGAACAAAAGGAAGGAGAGUUUUGAAAGCUUGUCAAAACUUUCACCAAACCAUGUGCGAAGAAUUAUUCUCGGAUCUCCGAUUAACACCGCGACUAAAAUAAGUGUUUGUGAACAGCAUAAUUCAACCAAGGAGCUCGAGAAAAACGAAAAACAAAUCGACCUCUGUGAAAUAAGUGAUCGUAGAUCAUCCUGCCUGUCAAGUCCAUCGGUAGUACUUUUACCAGAAAAAAAUCCAGCUGAAGAAUCUGAUUGGGAUGUUGGUUUAGAGCAGUACCUAUCGAGCGGAACUAUUGAUACUGACGAGCUGGAAGCUGAAAUGAAACGUCAGAAAAGGAAAAAGAGUAAGAAGGACAAAAAACACAAGCGCAGCCGAAAAUCCAAAAAACGUAAGAAAAAGAGAGCUAAAUCUUUUUCGAGCAUUGAGUCAAUAUCGGAUAACGAAUUGGAUGAUGUUCUUGAUUCAACUGUCGCUCUAAGACACUAUACGCCACCUCCUAUAAAUGCUGCUUCAGUAAAAAGUCCUUCAGAUCCCACAUAUACCCCUGCAAAGCAACGCAGUCCACGAUCGACAGAUACACCUCCACCAGUUCGAUCUGGAAGCAGCAAUAGCUACUACUCGGAAUCAGCAAACCUUGUUACAGCUGCAGUCGUAAACUCGUCAACGACAAAUGUAAGCAACAUUGUUGGAUUGCAGGUAACUGUGGCCAAUCGGAUCAGCAGUUCGCGCCAUCGCACUCCAACUCGCUCUUCUGGUACCAAGAACCGAUUCCCCAGUGCUCAUUCCCCUCAUACACCACCACUUUAUGCAAACUCUGGCUCAGUUACGAACCGCGACGUACGUAGUGCUCGUUACGUUGUGAGUCCCAAAGACGACCAUCGUCAUCAUCAUCAUCACCACGGAAGGGAUAACUCGGGCAAUGCGGGAAGUAUUCACUACCAUCAGCGACAGUCUGUAUCCAUUAAUUCGGAAGGCCACAAAUACAAAGAAACUGAUCGUUACUAUCAUCACCAACCUUCCACACCUCCACAUAAAAAACGAAAAAUACACGAAGGGCGCACAUCGACUUCAUAUUAUGACCAAAGCCAUCACAAGACAAGUAAUUCCCGCAGUAAGCGAACAAACGAAUAUGAAAGAUACAGUCGGCGUUACACAAGAAGUCCAAGUUUGUCAGUUGUUAAGUCCAGAUCGUCUCCGGUGCAAUCUUCUACGUACCGUGGAAACUCCUAUAAGUACAAAUACCCAACAUCCCCGUCACCUGUGCGUUCUAAAUCAUCGAAGCGUGGGGAGCGCUAUACUUCACGUUCACGUUCCCCUAAACCUUCCAGAUAUGCUGAAUCUCCUGUAACUUCCCCUGCUAGUGGACCCCAUAACUAUUACCGGUCUCGUCGCUCUUCAUCGCGAUACCGCAGAUCUCGGUCAAGUCAUUCUCCGGCAAGUUUAUCGAGAAGCCGAUCCCGAUCAAAAUCACCACCCAGUACACCGCGUGAUUUGAAGCAGAAACGUAUAGAUUAUAGUAAAAAAAUAAGCGAAACUAGUCUUUUUGCUGAGUUGGUGAAAGACAAACAUAAGCGUCAAAAGGCUCUUCAGGAAAUAAUUGAAAAACAAGAAGAAAACAGUAACAGUAAUGGCACUCUUGUAAUUAAUGACAAUAGUUCAUCCAUGGACAGUAAUUUAACAAAAUCAUUAAUUAACGAAGCAUCAGGAGUAGAUGAUUGUUCUACAUUGAACGCGAUAAUUGGGCCAGUUCAGAAUGUGGGUGCAAGUUUGCCAAGCAAUGGAGUGAAAAAGGCUGCAGUUGACAUAAAUAACAUUCCAAUGCCACUAUUAAACAGUCCCAAUGGCGCCGAUGAAACUGAUAGAACGUUAAUUCAACCAAAGGAACUAGAAAUAGCCACAAAAAUUAACAAACCCAAAAGUCUAACUGCACUACCGAUGCCACCAGGAAUGACGGCGGCGGAUUUGGCCAUAGCUUCGACUCCAUCACCGCCCCAUAAUCAGCAAACUCCAUCGAUAAAACCUCCGCCGGUAUCGAGAAAACCCACAUCCACUCCUACGAAUAUUUUAACUACCAAUAAAAGUUUGCUUAAUUUGCCAAUGCCGCCGAUGGUACCAGGAGGGGAAGAUCUCAGCGGUGAUGACGAACUUAUAAACAGCCCUGAAGAUUUUGAUAAUGUUUCUAACAGCACAAGCAUCCAGGUAGGAAAGUUAGAAAAAGCAGCAAAAAGUACGAAUGACGCAAAACGUAAGCGUCCCAUUAUCCUUAAUCGGAGAGACUCCAGAAACAAUGUUCGCGAUUGGGGCGAACGUUGUGUAGAUGUUUUCGAAAUGAUUGCCCAAAUUGGAGAAGGUACAUAUGGCCAAGUCUACAAAGCCCGCGACCAUCAUACAAAUGAAAUGGUUGCUCUUAAGAAAGUUCGUAUGGACCACGAAAAGGAAGGUUUUCCCAUAACUGCUGUACGCGAAAUAAAAAUUCUUCGACAGUUGAAUCACCCCAAAAUAGUGAACUUGCACGAAGUUGUAACCGAUAAACAGGAUGCACUGGAAUUUCGCAAAGAUAAGGGUUCUUUCUAUUUGGUAUUUGAGUACAUGGACCACGACUUGAUGGGUUUAUUAGAGUCUGGAAUGGUUGAGUUUAAUGAUGAAAAUAAUGCUAGUAUCAUGAAGCAGCUGCUGGACGGUCUUAACUACUGCCACAAAAAAAACUUUCUGCAUCGUGACAUAAAGUGUUCCAACAUAUUAAUGAACAAUAAGGGUCAGGUGAAACUUGCAGAUUUUGGUUUGUCACGAUUGUACAACGCAGAAGAUCGCGAUCGACCUUAUACCAAUAAGGUUAUUACUCUAUGGUACCGUCCUCCUGAACUUUUACUUGGUGAGGAGCGUUACGGCCCAGCUAUCGAUGUGUGGUCUUGUGGAUGUAUCCUGGGUGAAUUGUUCCUCAAAAGACCACUUUUCCAAGGCAACUACGAAAUGGCGCUGUUAGAAAAUAUUUCCAAAGUUUGUGGAUCUCCUGUUCCUGCUGUUUGGCCCAAUGUCAUAAAAUUGCCCCUUUUUCAUACAUUGAGACAAAAGAGAACCUAUAGAAGACGAUUAAGGGAAGAUUUUGAAUUCAUGCCCGCCCCAGCUCUGGAUUUGCUAGAUAGAAUGCUAGAACUGGAUCCCGAAAAACGCGUGACAGCGGAGGAUGCCCUCAAAUCUCAAUGGUUAAAGAAUGUGAAGCCUGAAGAGAUGCCUGUUCCAACUUUGCCUACAUGGCAAGACUGUCACGAGAUGUGGACAAAAAAACGCAGAAAGCAACACCAGCAGCAGCAGCAACAACAACAACAACACCAAACUGGAUUACACCCUCCUACUGUAGCGGAUGCUUAGCAGCAUGAUCAUUUUAUUAAUACUGAACUUAUAGCAAGUUCUCCGAUCUGAUUUUUUGGACGAGAGGGCUAAAGGUACAAUUUCUAAUAUGGCGAUAGACGCGUUCUGCAAUUACUCUGUACAUUAAACUAAUUAAAAACCAUGUAGCUUUUAGAUGGAACAUAGUUUUCCUUAUAUUGAUUAACAUUGAGUGUAUUAUUGGCAAGUUAAUCCGAAUUUUCUUUUGAAUAAAUCAUUCGGAUAGACGUUUGAAAAACAACUUUUCUAUUGAAACAAAGCAAUAGCAUCCAGAAUAGAGAUCAAAUUGGGCUUUCCUUAUCUCCACUGUCACUGGCUUAUAUCUGGUUCAAAUAGCUACAACCAUUCCGAUACUCAAUUGUCGUAUUUGUUUUGUUGCUAUUGCUAUUGCUCUUUUCAUAAAUGUUGCAAAUAUCUGAAAACACUUUCUUAACUUAAUUUGCCAUCGUUUCAAUAAUCUUUCUGAUAGACUAAAAGAGUUAUUCGACUUUGUAAUUAGUAGAGUUUCUUCACUUUAAUUUAUUAAAAAUGGGCAUUCAUAAUUGCCACGAAAAUUUAAUUAAUGUAAUUUUAAUUUGCUCUUUUAUCAGCCUAAAAUACAAAAUAUUUUGUAUAUGUAUGUAUUUACAGCCUUUUCUAAUCUAAUCAACAAAUAAUUAUAAAGUAUCAUCUUCCCAAAAUUUGUCAUUAUUCAUUACUACAACCACCUGCGUUUUCAAGGCAUGCUGCUAAAAACUUGAACUGAGAUUUCACAUCCAAAGAGAGGUAGUGCGUUACAUUGUAACAAGGUCGUGGGUUAUAUCGCAAUUGUUUGGGUUGUAUAGUUUAACUCGCAAAAGCAGGUCCCGUUUGCAAGUAAUGAUUUCAAAAACUAAAUUUUGAUACCUGGUUAAUGUCUCUAUAAAAAUUAUUCUUACCUCAGAAUAUUGUUUCUAGAGAAUGUAUUAACAAAAUUGGCAUUUUUAUCGCUAUUGUUAAGUUUGCUUCACAAUAUAAAGAAAAAAUAAAAAUUAUCAUCGAUAUUAUUAAUGAGAAAACAGAAAGUCCCCUGAAUAUUUCAUUGAUAUAGAUAUGUAUUGCAGCAAAUGUUUUGCAACAUGCAACUUGUAUACCCAUCAUUUAUCCAUGUAAUAGAACCACUAUAGAAUAGUUUACAUAUAAGAUUUAGAUAAUUUUUACGACAAAUUGUCACAUUAUAAUAUUAAAUCCGUUUCAUUCUAAAUGAAAUAAGAUGAUUUCCGUACAGACCCUAUCAAAGAAGCCGUCAUGUAAUUAAUGUAUUAUUUAAUAAAUAUAUCGACAUUGUAACUAUUAAAGAGCUAAACUAAAUUCUAAGCAAUUAAUGUAUGAAUUAUGUGUACUAGCCAACAAAGAUAUGUUUAUAUAAUUGCUGCAUUAUAUAUGGCGCUGUGUAUUGGGUGAGACUAAAGACUAAAUACUAUCGAUAUAUCGCUUAUAAAUACACAAUAAUAAAUCAUGGUUCGAUUAAA